AUGACUGAAGAAGCUUCACAAGAGGGAGGGGGUAAAUGUUAGCUGCUUUUUAAAGUUUUUCCUUCCUGCAACCAUUUUCCUGGAAAAAGAAACAUGUUAGGGUUCACCACUGCUGCCUUACACCCACCAAUUCCAAUUCCAAUCCCACCAAUUCCCACACCCCUCCACAUUCUCCCUCCAAAAUUGAUUUUCUUCCCACCUCUUCCCCUCAAAACCCUAACCCAAAAAAGCCCUAGAAAUCUCGGAAAGUUCGUAAUCUCCGCAGAGAAUGGUAAUGGGUUGAGCAAUGAUCCCAAGGAGGAAGAGAGAGAUGAAGAUGGGAACAAUAACAACGGUGGUGGGGAAGACGUGAAGAGGGAUCAACGGCCCAGAUUCAAUCUGAGGUGGGUUGAUCUGCUGGUGGACCCAGAUCCGGAUAACAUACUGGCCGUUGGAUUGACGGGUCUGCUGACGUGGGCAAGCGUUCAAGUCCUCUGGCAGCUGCUGUUCAUAUCGUUGGCCAUUGUUGUUGCUGCUCUCAAGUACUCCUUCAUUGCCGCCCUACUCAUUUUUAUCCUCAUCGCUCUUCUCUGACACCUCUCUCUCCUCAGUUGUAUAUAUAGAACUUUAUUGUUAUUAAUACAGGAUUUAUUUGAUGAAUUGAGUCUAAAGAUUUAGUUUUAGUACUUUUUGUCUUUGAUUGGAGAUUAUUUUUUUUUUUUUUCCAAA
This is a messenger RNA of Cornus florida, 708 nucleotides long. RefSeq lists its product as uncharacterized. The transcript has a single exon. The coding region runs from base 94 to 573 and encodes 159 amino acids. The record is from RefSeq and is a predicted model, not a curated record. NCBI's taxonomy places the organism in Eukaryota, Viridiplantae, Streptophyta, Magnoliopsida, Cornales, Cornaceae.